Messenger RNA from Gaeumannomyces tritici R3-111a-1, 3005 nucleotides. Its product is annotated as alpha-galactosidase. The coding region runs from base 1 to 2727 and encodes 908 amino acids. The transcript is spliced from 7 exons. The record is from RefSeq and is a predicted model, not a curated record. NCBI's taxonomy places the organism in Eukaryota, Fungi, Ascomycota, Sordariomycetes, Magnaporthales, Magnaporthaceae.
AUGAGCUAUCCGGAGGGCGUUGCCGCAGGAAUGCCGGCCGCGCUGAUCCCCACGCAAAAGCUUCCGCCGAGAGCGGACUCGGCCCAAGCUCAGGUCAUGCUGUCGAGCUUCCCGCCGCUGGGUCAAGUUACCAAGGCCUCUACCGCGGAUGGAGAGUUCUCUUUCAUCGUCUGCCUCCAGGUCCAUCGCGCCCUCGCAGACAGGCCUUGGCAGGUGGCUCUAUCUUGCACCGAUCUGGGGAGAGCCGACUGGCACGAUGUUCUCCUGGAUUCGGCGGCCCCCGAGAACACACCUGUGUCUCUAAGCGCCCCCGACCCGAUCACUGCCCCCAUGUACUUCACCGCAUCCUCCACCGUGCACGCUGCUACGAGCUUCACGCUCAAAUAUCGGGGGUCGCCUGAUCUCCCAUGGCGUGAGGCACGGGAAGAUCUACUCAUGCAAGACGGUAUCAUGCUGCCCCUGGCGUCUUCAAGUCUCCCUGAUAGCCUACGGGGAGAUAUCCUCCAAGACCUAUGCCUCGACGCGACUGUCAAGCCCGUCAUGAGCCAGACCCCGGCUACCAACUUGUGGGUGAUAGAGGCACCCGUCUCAGGGUUGGGUACCAGCAGCAGCGACCAAUCCGUGAUUUCUGAUGUCGACCUAGGUCUGCCUUGGAACGGGGCAAUUCUGAGGUGGUUCGCUUUGGUACGGAUAUGGAGCCCCUGGCUCGCUCCACGCCAUGGAAAGACCCAGUUCGCAGUCCAGGAGGAUGUUGUCGUGUCUGCAUUCUUGGACCACCAUGGAAGGCAUCUUGUCAUCCUCCCAAUUAGCGACUCGGCCUACGUCACCGCCGUCCUACGUAGCAGCGUUGAUGGCCGAGUUGUUCUUCAUGCCCGAUGUGACAGUAUCGGCGAUACCACUGCCAAGAUCGUGGCCGCGGUGGGAGAAAGCUUCGAGAAUACUCUAGCUGCGUGCAUGUACCACGCUCGAGAGAUUGUACAAGCACAUGCGACGCAGCACUACAGCAAAUCCGAUCUUGUUGAUACCCCAACUCCAGCGGGAGAUGUGCGUCCAGACUGGAUGGAAGACUGGUAUGAUGGUCUGGGAUUCUGCACCUGGAAUGCCCUUGGGCAACACCUGACUGAGGAUGUAAUUCUCCGGGCCCUGGACACACUCGCUGAGAAGAACAUCCAAAUCCGCAAUCUGAUAAUCGAUGAUGGCUGGCAGGAUAGCCAUCCGAGUGAGAAUGGGCAGUUCCAGUCUGGCCUGAAUGGAUUUGAAGCGUCGCCCACAAAGUUCCCUCGGGGACUGAAGGCCUUGGUAUCAGCAAUACGCUCUAGGUAUUCUCACAUACAGCACGUGUCGGUAUGGCACGCCCUUUUGGGCUACUGGGGCGGUGUUGCGCCCGGCGGCGAGAUAUCACGCUCGUACAAGACUGUCGAGGUCUUGCGCAAAGAAGCCAAGCGCAGAAACUUUCCUAUGGGUGGAAAGAUGACGGUUGUGGCCAAAGACGACGUCGACCGCUUCUACGACGACUUUUACAGUUUUCUAGCUUCCUGCGGGGUCGAUGGUGUUAAAACCGACGCCCAGUUCGUGCUCGAUACAUGGGUGGGCUCGGCCGCUCGGCGGGAACUCACCGACGCCUACCUAGAUGCCUGGACCAGCGCAUCGCUCCGCCGAUUCGGGAACAAGACAAUUUCGUGCAUGUCCCAAGUCCCUCACUUCAUAUUCCACUCUCAGAUGCCUCGUCACAGACCGGCCAUACCUGUGCGGAAUUCGGACGACUUCUUCCCGGAGAUACCAGCCUCUCACCCCUGGCAUGUCUGGGUCAACGCGCACAACAGCCUGUUUACACAGUACCUGAACGUGGUGCCGGACUGGGACAUGUUUCAGACAUCACACAGCUACUCGGGCUAUCAUGCCGCCGCUAGGGCCAUCAGCGGAGGUCCCAUAUACAUAACAGACGUGCCAGGCCAGCAUGACAUGGAGCUGCUUUCUCAGCUGACCGGCGUGACUCCUCGAGGCAAGACUGUCGUAUUCAGACCAAGCGUCUUCGGCAAGAGUAUUGACGCCUAUGUUGACUACAACGACGAUUCGUUGCUCAAAGUGGGCAGCUAUCACGGCGAUGCGAGGACUGGCACGCCAAUAAUGGGCGUGUUCAACGUCGCGGCAAGGUCCAUGACCGAUAUCAUUCCCUUAAAUAUGUUCGCUGGGGUCAGAUGUCAGAACGCAUAUGUCGUACGUGCCCAUACCACAGGGCGUCUUACUGGGCCAAUGCAGCCUAAUUCGCUGCCCUCGACGCUCAGCGUCUCCCUCGAAGAAAGGGGAUACGAAAUCUUGACUGCCUUCUCUCUAUCAACUUUCGUAUCACCUAGCGGGGCUCAGCUGUAUGUGGCACCCUUGGGACUCCUGGGGAAAAUGGCAGGUGCUGCGGCUCUGGUGUCGAGCGACAUCGAGCUGGAGAAUGGGCGCGUCAUCCUCGACAUCCGCGUCAAGGCACUUGGGACUAUAGGAGUAUACAUCUCCAGACUGCCCGAGAUAGACAUCGGAGACGACAGCAUCGCAAUGAUCCAGGGGACAGUAAUUCCUCAGGAAACAGUUGCUGUCUCCGAGCAGGAUGAUCAUGUCCUGGCGGUUGACCUCGCAACCGCUUGGUUCAAAAUGGGGUUGGAUAAUGGUUGGAGUAACGAGGUGCAGCUGAUGCUAUACAUCGGCAUCGGAAAGCUGGGCUCGAGUACGGCUGCAUAGAGGCAGGACGAUUUCACCCGGGUGAAGGACUUGAUGUUGUUUUAUACAUGUGCUUGUUCUCCGUGUUAGUAAGGCUGCACUUUAUCUCGACCCACUAAUCAUGGUGGGCCACUUACGCUUGCGCGGUGCCCGACUCCAAUAGGAAAUGGAAUGGAAGAAAAAAGAAACGACAAAGGCCGACAAAAAUAACAACAACAGUAACAGGAACGUUGUUUUACGCGCACAUGAGUCGGCAGUGAGGUGCAGGGUAUACAAUAACAUACCCACCCUAGUAGGCG